Molecule: messenger RNA, 585 nt
Organism: Nerophis ophidion (straightnose pipefish)
Lineage: Eukaryota; Metazoa; Chordata; Actinopteri; Syngnathiformes; Syngnathidae
Product: ragulator complex protein LAMTOR2
Exons: 4
Coding region: 30-530 (166 amino acids)
Biological process (GO): cellular response to amino acid stimulus; positive regulation of TOR signaling
Cellular component (GO): Ragulator complex
Molecular function (GO): guanyl-nucleotide exchange factor activity; molecular adaptor activity
Source: RefSeq, a predicted model, not a curated record
UGGGCACGCCGUUCAAAACAACAUCCACAAUGCAUUGCGAACCCGGAACAGGAAGACAAAAUCUCCAUCAGCUGACCGCGGUGUGCAAUAUCUCGCAGGAUUUUCUCAUUUUGCGCAGUAAAUUCUUUCUUUUCCAAGUAGAAGCCUACGCCAUGUUACGACCAAAGGCACUGACGCAAGUUCUGAGCCAAGCGAACACAAACGGAGUCCAGAGCACGCUUUUACUGAACAACGAAGGCUCCUUGCUGGCGUACUCCGGCUACGGCGACACGGACGCUCGGGUCACCGCCGCCAUCGCCAGCAACAUCUGGGCGGCGUACGACAAGAACGGCCACCAAGCUUUCAAUGAAGACAAGCUGAAGUUCAUUCUAAUGGACUGCAUGGAGGGAAGGGUGGCCAUCACUCGUGUGGCCAACCUGCUUCUGUGCAUGUACGCCAAGGAGACGGUGGGCUUUGGGAUGCUCAAAGCCAAGGCAGAGGCUCUGGUGGAGUACCUGGAAGAACCGCUCACCCAAGUGGCCGCAUCUUAGUAGUCUAUCCUUCGUAAAGUGCAGCUUUUAAAGCAAUAAACUCCAUGUCAUUGUA